Molecule: messenger RNA, 3672 nt
Organism: Funneliformis caledonium
Lineage: Eukaryota; Fungi; Glomeromycota; Glomeromycetes; Glomerales; Glomeraceae
Source: the annotation of a GenBank genome assembly
UGUACCGGAUUCAUUGAACAAGUAAUUAAAAUAUUGGAAAAUGUUGGAACUUUAUCGAAAAAUAAAAGAGAUCAAUUAAUUGAAACUAAAGAAUAUAAUGAUUGUAGCACCUUGAUUUCUGAAAUUGAAUAUUACUUCAAAAAACAUGAUCAAGAAAAUUCAAAUCCAUCCGAAGUUAAGGAAUCUCUCAAAAAAUUCGUUCUUAACUUGGAAAUUGUCGUUAAUGCUAUCCAGCGAGCCUCUGAACAUUUGAAAACAAAGAAAGGAAGUAAAUGGAGUCCUUCUAACGUUUCGAAAAUAAAAACGAUUGGAAAAUUGAUGGUGAUGAAAAAGGAAUCAGAUCGAAUUAAAGAUGAUGGCGAUUUCGUUCCUCUUACGCAUGAGGAGGAACCUGUGAUUCAACAAGGAUUAAAUAUUCCGACCUGUGAAGUAGAAGAACCGUCAAACAUCCCGACAAGUGUGGAAGAUCCAUUGAACGUUCCGACGAGCCAGAAAGAAAAUCCAAUUGAACCUGUUAUUCAACGAGAAGUAAUUAUUCCGAAAAGUUUAAGUAGGGAAGACGAAAGUCCAAAUGAAACUAUCAUUCAACAAGAUAUCAUUAUGCCGACAGGUUUCAUUAAACAAGAAUUGAUCAUUCCAACAGGUCUCAAUCGUGAGGGCAAUUAUGAAGGAAUGUUUUUUAAUAAUAAACUUUCCGAGAAAUGUAUUGGAAUCAUUUCAAGAGAUGAUAUCAAAUUCACUAAAUUUAAAGAUGAAAUGUCAUAUCUCAUGGAUUUAUCAUGUGGUUGUAACAAUAUUCUCUCGGUAAAAGGAUUUACUGAACGUUCGAUUAAGGAAAAUCCUUCCAUUUUGAUUUAUAUUGUGAAUUUCUUAAGUUCUUUCUUCUUUAACUAUAAAAAUAAACAUGCAACCAUGUUGGUUACCGAAUGGGCGGAAUUUAAUCUUCCAGAUUAUUUAAAAAAAAAUGAUCUAGAUUGGAGUGCUAAACUUUCUAUCGCUCGUGGAAUUGCCAAUGCGUUGAAUCAUAUUCACAAUUUAAACCUACUUCAUUACAACGUCAAAAGUGAUAGUGUCUUAUUGGAUCAUGAUCUUGAACCAAAACUUCAUAAAUUUGGUAAGGAUGCAAAAGAUUGCGUCUUUUUAAAAUCAGCAGGAUCAUUAAAACCUUCAAAUUGGUCAGCUCCUGAAGUUAAACGAGGAGGAAAAUACACUUCAGCAAGCGAGGUUUAUAGCUUUGGAGUUAUUCUUUGGGAGAUUGCCACGCAAGAAUGUCUAUCAGGAAAUAAAUCUAUCGAUAAAAGAGAUAUUGUUGAUGCGCCUACAAAUUAUCUUACCAUCAUGAAAAGUGCUUUGGAUCAAGAGCCUCAAAAUCGUCCAACUAUGCAAGAGAUGUUUGAUACUCUGAGUCAAUUGGAGUCUUUUUAUAGCGCCCGUCAACAAAAACAACAAAAUCUUUCGAUAAGAAAUAUUAUAAAUAUUAUAAAUACGAAUUCUGCUGUUUCUAGCUCAUCUGAGGAUCUCACUAUUGCACCUUCAAUAUCAGAUCAAGAAUAUAUGUUCUUCACCAAUAAUGUCAAUAUUACUUCAAAAGUUGAAAAUUCUACCGAUAAUGACGAAUUUACUGUUAGCGAAUCUACUUCAAGUAUUGAAAAAUCUCCCACCGUUAAUGCCGAUGAUACUGAAAAAUCAUCAAUAUUUACCACCAAUAACGUCGAUUAUCAUUCAGAUACCGAAAAUUCAACAACCAUCAUCAAUAAUGUCGAAACAAAUGCUGAAAAGUCACCUACUUCUACCAAUGACAUCGAUUAUCAUUCAGAUAUCGAAAUUUCAACUUCCACCAAUGACGUCGACUACCAUUCAGAUACCGAAAGUUCAACAAAUUUCACCAAGGAUGUUGAAACAAUUGCUGAAAAAUCACCAACUUCCACCAAUAACGUCGACUACCAUUCAGAUACCGAAAUUUCAACUUCCACUAAUGUCGUCGACUAUCAUUCAGAUACCGAAAGUUCAACAAAUUUCAUCAAGGAUGUAGAAACAAAUGCUGAAAAGUCACCAACUUCUACCAAUGACGUCGACUACCAUUCAGAUACCGAAAUUCCAACUUCUACCAAUGACGUCGAUUAUCAUUCAGAUACCGAAAGUUCAACAAAUUUCACCAAGGAUGUAGAAACAAAUGCUGAAAAGUCACCAACUUCCACCAUUGACGUCGACUACCAUUCAGAUACCGAAAUUUCAACUUCUACCAAUGACGUCGAUUAUCAUUUAGAUACCGAAAGUUCAACAAAUUUCACCAAGGAUGUAGAAGCAAAUGCUGAAAAUUCACCAACUUCCACCAAUGACGUCGAUUAUCAUUCAGAAACCGAAAGUUCAACAAAUUUCACCAAGGAUGUUGAAACAAAUGCUGAAAAGUCACCAACUUCCACCAAUGACGUCGAUAAUUACAGCAAUUUUUUCCAAGGAACUCAUACUUACUCAAUAAUUGUUGUUAAAUACUUCAAACAUAUCCAUGAUUGUAAUAAAUGUCAAGAGCUAGAAAAAAUGCUUAUUCAGUCAGAUAAAAAAGUAUUUCCUAUGGAAGCAAGAGAUAUCGAUACAACUACCAGUUCCUCGGUCAGUAAUAAUACAUUUGUAAUCUACCAUUCAGAUACCGAAAUUUCAACUUCUACCAAUGACAUCGAUUGUCAUUCAGGUACCGAAAGCUCAACAAAUUUCACCAAGGAUGUUGAAACAAAUGCUGAAAAGUCACCAGCUUUCACCAAUGACGUUGAUUAUCAUUCAGAUACCGAAAGUUCAACAAAUUUCACUAAGAAUGUCGAAACAAAUGCCGACAAGUCACCAACUUCCACCAAUGACGUCGACUACCAUUCAGAUACUGAAAGUUCAACUUCCACCAAUGACGUCGACUACCAUUCAGAUACCGAAAGUUCAAUUUCCACCUAUAACGUCGAUUAUCAUUCAGAUACCGAAAGUUCAACAAAUUUCACUAAGAAUGUCGAAACAAAUGCCGACGAGUCACCUACCUCCACCAAUGACGUCGGCUGUCAUUUAGAUACUGAAAGUUCAAUUUCCACCUAUAACGUCGAUUGUCAUUCAGGUACCGAAAGCUCAACAAAUUUCACCAAGGAUGUUGAAACAAAUGCCGACAAGUCACCAACUUCCACCAAUAACGUCGACUAUCAUUCAGAUACCGAAAGUACAAUUUCCACCAAUGACGUCGGCUGUCAUUUAGAUACUGAAAGUUCAACAAAUUUCACCAAGGAUGUUGGUACAAAUGCUGAAAAGUCACCAACUUCCACCAAUAACGUCGACUACCAUUCAGAUACUGAAAGUUCAAUUUCCACCAAUGACGUCGACUGUCAUUCAGAUACCGAAAGUUUAACAAAUUUCACCAAGGAUGUAGAAACAAAUGCUGAAAAGUCACCAACUUGCACCAAUAACGUCGACUACCAUUCAGAUACUGAAAGUUCAAUUUCCACCUAUAACGUCGAUUAUCAUUCAGAUACCGAAAAUUCAACAAUCAUCACCAAUAAUGUCGAAACAAAUGCUGAAAAUUCACCUACUUUCACCAAUAAUGUCGCCCAUAAUUCAAAUAUUGAAAUAUUGCCAACUCUCACCAUUGAUAUAAAAUCCACUUCAAAUAUUGAGAAAUCAUCAUCAACCAUUAUCCAUCAC